This is a messenger RNA of Pieris brassicae (large cabbage white), 503 nucleotides long. It is a transcript of the gene RpS12, whose product is annotated as 40S ribosomal protein S12. Gene Ontology annotation, cellular component: ribosome; cytosolic small ribosomal subunit. Bases 50 to 463 code for a protein of 137 amino acids. Gene Ontology annotation, biological process: translation. NCBI's taxonomy places the organism in Eukaryota, Metazoa, Arthropoda, Insecta, Lepidoptera, Pieridae. Gene Ontology annotation, molecular function: structural constituent of ribosome. The record is from RefSeq and is a predicted model, not a curated record. The transcript is spliced from 6 exons.
CAGUCUUUUUCCGGUACGCCAGGUACACAAAGUGUAAAAUACAUCCACCAUGACCGAUGUUGAAGUUCCCAAUGCCCCCGUGUUGAGCGGCGGUGCUAUGGAUGUGAACACAGCUCUACAGGAAGUUUUGAAGACUGCUCUCAUCCACGGUGGUCUAGUACAUGGUCUCCAUGAGGCAGCCAAAGCUCUGGACAAGAGACAAGCAGUUCUAUGUGUAUUGGCUGAGAACUGUGAUGAAGAUGCAUACAAGAAAUUAGUUCAGGCACUCUGCAAUGAACAUCAAAUUCCACUUGUCAAGGUUGACAACAACAAGAAACUUGGUGAAUGGGCUGGUCUAUGCAAAAUUGACAAGGAUGGCAAAGCGAGAAAAAUUGUUGGAUGCUCAUGUGUAGUUAUCAAAGACUUCGGUGAAGAGACUCCAGCCCUGGAUGUACUAAAAGACUACUUGAAAACUUCAAGCUAAUCUUUAGGUUUAAUGAUAUAAUUAAAAAACCAAAAAAAUA